GCGAUAUCGCAAUCUCAAAACGAAAAACUAUUCUUCAUUCAUUGCUCUGUCUCUUUGAAAUAACUCCCACCAAGCUUCACUUUUCCACUUUCACCCUUCCUCCGCCACAUGUCGCCGCCAACCGCCGAUUCCGGCGUCAUUCGCCGUUACACUCCGGAGGACACCAACGGUUUUCACAAUGGCAACGCCGAAUCCUCCAAACCGAAAGCUAAUUCCGUGGCACCGCCGAUUCCGAGUACGUUCGGCGACGCGUUUAUCGUAGUUCCGCCGGAGAUUCUCCGGAGAAUCAUAUUCUCUUCGGCUAAAGGUUUCUCGGUUGGAGCUGGUAUCAAAGGCGGUCUCGCUCUGUUCGCGAUCUUGGCGCGAUUCGCACGAAAAAAACCGCCAAGGAAAGAGAUUGUGGUGACGAACGGUGAAGUGAUUGUUACGGCUCUGAAGGAAACGUUGAGAUAUGGUUUGUUUCUUGGAACCUUCGCCGGAACGUUUGUUUCAAUGGAUGAGUUUAUAGGUGCUUUUGGAGGUCACCGUAGGACAGCAAGGUGGAGAGCGCUGUUUGCAGGGGCAGUUGCUGGGCAGUCUAUGCUUCUGACGGGGUUAGAAGCACAGCACACAAGCUUGGCCAUUUACAUUCUCAUGCGUGCUGCUGUCUUAGCAUCUCGUUGUGGGAUUAAGAGCAAACGAUUUGGGAGAAUUUGUAAGCCUCUCACAUGGAAGCACGGAGACAUUUUCCUCAUGUGUCUCUCAUCUUCCCAAAUUUUGUCUGCUUAUAUAUUACACCAAGACAGUUUACCUGCUUCAUAUAAAUCCUUUCUCAAUAAACAUGGUGGAAAGGAUGCAGUUAUCUUACAAGGUGUAAAAGAUAUAGCCAGUGGCAAGCCUUUUACUAAUCUGCAUGCAGUAAAGAAAUACUACAAGACCAUGGGUGUCGACGUGAAAUUAGAUCCAAAUAUGAAAGUCCCAUGCUCGAUUGUACAUGGGAAUGAAUCAUGCGGUGGGCACGUCAUUUCUUUUCUCGGUCAAGCCUACAAAAGAGCGUUACCUGUUUAUCUUCCAGUUUAUCUGAUACCCGCCCUAAUAGUUCACAGAAAAGGACUUUUACAAAGGCCUUUUACAAUAUUAACAAAGGUUCUCAUUGGCACUGCAAGAUCAAGCUUGUUUCUGUCAGUAUACUGUACAUCUGCCUGGAUGUGGACAUGCUUUCUGUUUAGGAUCUUCAAAAGAUGUAACAUUCCAAUGGUGGCCAUGGGAACGUUCCCACCUGGCCUUGGAUUAGCUAUUGAAAAGAAAAGCAGGCGAAUGGAAAUAUCAUUAUACUGCCUUGCCCGAGCUAUUGAGAGUUUCUUCACAUGCAUAGCUGAUGCUGGGUAUCUGCCACCGUCUAGAAGGAUCAAGAGAGCUGAUGUUGUAGUUUUCAGCUUGUCAACAGCCAUCAUAAUGCACUGCUAUGCACAGGAGAGGGAAGUGUUCAGAUCCAAAUAUUUGAACGUUCUCGAUUGGGUUUUUGGUGUACCGCCUCCUCCAUGUGAAACCCCGCGAUGUAAAGGUACCUAGGUAAAGUGUUAAAGCUCGUAAAGUAAUUUUGUCCGAAAAAAUUUUCCCCAAACUUGGUGGCACAUAUUUGGUGUUGCCUUCUCAAAGUGAAUGCUGGCCUGGGAACCUGAAUUUUUCAUUGAGCAGGGAACUAGAAUGAUUACUUGAAUAUAUGAUAAUAGUCCCAGAAGCAUUUUGUAAACUCAUGAAGAUUGAUGGUGUUGCGACCGAUUAUUGCUGCAUGAUAUUUUGCAUGCUAGAAGAACAAAUAUAAUCAUUGGAACUAAGAUCUUAUUCAUCGGGGUUACAUACGGAGCCAUUACUAAAACCUCCGAGGAUCAACUCUUUCAGCAGCCCGGAUGUGUUUCCUGCUGCCAUACUUCAUCACACCCCUUUGUGUCCUAAGCAACUUGAUAAUUGAAGUAUAGGUUUUUUACCCUUUCAUAUGAAAUUUAUUAAAUGAAAUGAGAGUGAUUUUACUUUUUUUUUAAA
Vicia villosa (hairy vetch) is the source of this 2022-nucleotide messenger RNA. RefSeq lists its product as uncharacterized. The record is from RefSeq and is a predicted model, not a curated record. The transcript is spliced from 8 exons. Lineage: Eukaryota; Viridiplantae; Streptophyta; Magnoliopsida; Fabales; Fabaceae. Bases 109 to 1551 code for a protein of 480 amino acids.